AUGGCGCUAGAGUGGGUUGUGCUAGGCUACGCCGCGGCCGCAGAGGCUAUAAUGGUCAUUCUUCUCACGAUCCCAGGCCUCGACGCCCUCCGCAAGGGUCUGAUCGCCGUCACCCGUAACCUGCUGAAGCCAUUCCUGUCGGUGGUCCCCUUCUGCCUCUUCCUCCUAAUGGACAUCUACUGGAAAUAUGAGACGCGUCCCAGCUGCGAGGGUGAAUCCUGCACCCCAUCCGAACACCUCCGCCACCAGAAAUCUAUCAUGAAGAGCCAGCGCAACGCCCUCCUCAUCGCCUCCGCCCUCCUCUUCUACUGGCUCCUCUACUCCGUCACCAACCUUGUCGUCAAGAUCGAACAACUCAACCAGCGCCUUGAACGCUUGAAGAAUCGCGACUGA
Molecule: messenger RNA, 393 nt
Organism: Sphenostylis stenocarpa
Lineage: Eukaryota; Viridiplantae; Streptophyta; Magnoliopsida; Fabales; Fabaceae
Source: the annotation of a GenBank genome assembly